AUGCCUCCGUGGUUGAUUCCACAAAGGCAUGCAAUCGCCAAGAAGCUAUUGCUCAAGCAAACAAUCUUCUCUCAGCUCGCUUCUAUCUGUAAACCGAGAACCAUCCUUGCCUCCAACACAUCCUCAAUUUUGCUCACCAAGAUCGCAGCCUCAGCCAUCAAUCCUAACCAAGGUCCACACCAAUUGUCCAGUCCCGAUACUUCGCCUUCUCGUGUAGUUGGCCUACACUUCUUCAAUCCAGUUGCGUUCAGUCUCAACAAUUCUUUGACCAAACGAUCCAAAAAAAAAAACCCUGAUUAUAAGUUUCAUUAUCCAGGUGCCAGUCAUCGCCCCCUGGCCAUGCCCCCCUCCGUCGCCAUCUGGUCCCUCGCCCCCUCCCCCGCACACACCCGGCUGGCCAUCGCCUGCGACAACGGCGCCAUCCGCAUCGCCGCCAUCGCUGACAACCAGCUCGAGCUCGUCCGCAAGCUCGACCGCUGCAACACCCGUCUCCUCAGCCUCGCCUGGGGCAUCUCACCCUCCAAAACUCCUCCCCCGCUCCAGGAGCCCACCGACUCGCAGCUCUUCUUUGUCGCCGGCGGCGCCGACUCCAGUCUGCGCAAGUGGGCCGCCGGCUCCGGCCGUUGUCUCAACCGGAUGACCGUCGAGAAACUCCAGGGCAAACACACACUUGUCUGGACCGUCACCGUCCUCAAGUCAACAAUCCGCGCCCAUCGCGCCGACAUCCUCUGCAUGGUGCCCUCCGCCGACGGCUGCUCGGUGUUCACCUUGCGCGUCGACCAGAAGACCUGCCAACUCACCCUCCACACCCAAUCCCACGCCGGCAACACGAGCGAGACGACGGCCGCCCAGUCGCGCUGGCUGCUGGCCGGCUCCCGUCGCCUCCACUCCCACGACGGAGUUCAUGUACCCGUUGAUGCGAAUGGAACAUCAGUAUGGCCGCCGUAUUGUGGCUCGCCAUACUCACCCAAACCGUUGGGGAUGCACUACAUAGGAACACUUGUGAUCCCGUUUGUGGGAAUCAAAAUCAAGUCUGCUGACUGGCACCAACGAGAUGCAGCCAUCAUGGCCCUCAACUCACCUCUUGACCGGUCAGCUCCUGAGACAAUGUACCCACUCGUCUCACAGGCCCUGCCAACCCUGAUUAAAAUGAUGCAGGAUCCGUCAAUCAAUUUCAAGGAUACCGCUGCCUGA
Molecule: messenger RNA, 1194 nt
Organism: Puccinia triticina
Lineage: Eukaryota; Fungi; Basidiomycota; Pucciniomycetes; Pucciniales; Pucciniaceae
Exons: 5
Coding region: 1-1194 (397 amino acids)
Biological process (GO): fatty acid metabolic process; maturation of SSU-rRNA from tricistronic rRNA transcript (SSU-rRNA, 5.8S rRNA, LSU-rRNA)
Cellular component (GO): small-subunit processome; t-UTP complex; 90S preribosome
Molecular function (GO): RNA binding; protein binding; NAD+ binding
Source: RefSeq, a predicted model, not a curated record